AUGAUAUCAACAAAAUAUUUAUCAUUCUUUUAUGGAAUGGUUAUAGCAUCUAUUACAUGGAUUUUUAGUUUGUACCUUUACUUAAGAUUGUCUCAAAAUGUUAAUAUUAAUCCUACAAACCUUAUAUCUGAUUUAUCAAAUCCUCUUAAAGAUAUAACCUUUGAUCAAAAUCUCAAACAGGAACAUAAAAAUAAUAAUUAUAUUUUUAAAAUUAAUAAUGAAUUAAGUAAUAAUAAAGAGCAAUAUAGUUUUGUAUUAAAAAGAUAUAAAAACAGUAAAAAAUUAUUGCAACAGUUGAAUCCAUUUCCAAUUAAGCCAGCAAUUAACAUAGGCCAAGGGCUUGAUGAAUUGGGAAUGGUAAAAAAUGUAGAAGAACAAAAGAAACGAGAAGAAGGAUAUAAAAAUUUUGCAUUUAAUAUACUUGUUUCUGAUAAUCUUGAUUUGCAAAGAGAAAUCCCUGAUACAAGACAUAUAUUAUGUAAAAAUCAAACAUAUAAUAUUCAUCUUCCAAACGCUAGUAUUGUAAUAUGUUUUUAUAAUGAACACUAUAAUACUUUAUUGAGAUCUUUGUAUUCUAUUCUUAGUAAAACUCCAAAUAAUUUAUUACAUGAAAUUAUUUUAAUUAAUGAUUAUAGUGAUAGUGAAAGUUUGCAUGAGAAAAUAAAAAUGUAUGUCAAAGAAAACUUUAAUAAUAGUAUUAAAUACUACAAGACUGAGAAAAGAGAAGGGCUUAUAAGAGCAAGAAUAUUUGGAGCAAAGAAAGCUACUGGAAAUGUUUUGAUUUUUUUAGACAGUCACAUUGAAGUUAAUAAUAUGUGGAUAGAGCCUCUGUUAACAAGAAUAGCUUAUUCAAAAGUAAUUGUUCCAGUACCUGUAAUUGAUAUUAUAAAUGCUGAUACCUUCCAAUAUAUUUCAAGUCCAUUAGUGAGAGGUGGCUUUAAUUGGGGUUUACAUUUUAAGUGGGACAGUUUACCAGUGCAUACAUUAUCAAAAGAAGAGGAUUUUAUAAAACCUAUUAAAUCACCAACUAUGGCUGGAGGAUUAUUUGCAAUGGACCGUGAAUAUUUUUUUGAACUUGGAGAAUAUGAUUCUGGCAUGGAUAUAUGGGGUGGAGAAAAUUUAGAAAUAUCAUUCAGAAUUUGGAUGUGUGGUGGAAAUAUAGAAUUGAUUCCAUGUUCUAGAGUGGGUCAUAUUUUUAGAAGACGAAGACCUUAUGGAGGAAAUGAUCAGCAGGAUACUAUGUUAAAAAAUUCCUUAAGAGUAGCUCAUGUUUGGAUGGACAAAUAUAAAAAUUACUUUCUUAAAAAUGUUAAAAAAGUAGAUUAUGGUGACAUUUCAGAAAGGCAAGCGCUUCGUAAAAAACUUAAUUGUAAAGAUUUUGAUUGGUAUCUCAAAUUUGUUUAUCCAGAAUUAACGUUACCUGAUGAUAAUGCACAACGUUUGAAAAAUAAAUGGAGUAAACUUGAUAAAAAAAUAAUACAACCUUGGCAUUCACGGAAAAGAAAUUACACAAAUGAAUAUCAAAUAAGACUUAGCAACUCAACAUUAUGUAUUCAAAGUGAAAAAGAUGUAAAAACUAAAGGAUCAAAGUUAAUUUUGGCACCCUGUAUGCGAAUUAAAACUCAGAUAUGGUAUGAAACAGACAAACAUGAAUUAGUACUUGGUCAAAUGCUUUGUUUAGAGGGAAAUGAAAAAUUACCAAAACUUGGUAAAUGUCAUGAAAUGGGUGGUGCACAAGAAUGGAAACAUACUGGAUUAAGUCGUAUACCAAUUUAUAAUUUGGCAACAGGCACAUGUUUAGGUGUUUCAAAUCCAAAAAGAAAUAUGUACAUAACAAUGGAUUUGUGCUAUAAAAAUGGUAAAGCUACUUUAAUGUGGGAUAUCAUAAAAUCAAAGUUACCAUUUAGAAACAUAAUAUGAUAUAAAUAGAAAUAUUAUUUUAAUUUAAGUAAAUAAAAAUGUUCACAGAUA
Molecule: messenger RNA, 1971 nt
Organism: Ceratosolen solmsi marchali
Lineage: Eukaryota; Metazoa; Arthropoda; Insecta; Hymenoptera; Agaonidae
Gene: Pgant35A
Product: polypeptide N-acetylgalactosaminyltransferase 35A
Exons: 6
Coding region: 1-1920 (639 amino acids)
Biological process (GO): regulation of Notch signaling pathway; protein O-linked glycosylation
Cellular component (GO): Golgi apparatus
Molecular function (GO): polypeptide N-acetylgalactosaminyltransferase activity; Notch binding
Source: RefSeq, a predicted model, not a curated record